Messenger RNA from Brassica napus (rape), 2274 nucleotides. RefSeq lists its product as uncharacterized. The transcript has a single exon. Lineage: Eukaryota; Viridiplantae; Streptophyta; Magnoliopsida; Brassicales; Brassicaceae. The coding region runs from base 1964 to 2254 and encodes 96 amino acids. The record is from RefSeq and is a predicted model, not a curated record.
AAUCAAAGUGUAUUUAUAAAAGAAAGAGUCCAAGCAACAAAAAUGGUAAAAUACUAUCUCAAAAGUUAAUCUUUUAUGAUGUGCUUUGAAGUUAAAACAUCACAAAAGCUUUUGACAUUGUCCAAUAAGAUUUUAUUAUUGGAAACUCUACAAGAGACUUCCUCACCUUUUCAAAUUAGAUCAGAUGUUCUAUUUCUCAGCUUUCUUGAUGUGUUAAAUUUAAUAGAAAAAUGGAGAGAUUUUUACAAGUUCAGUCUUCAUUUAUAUUUUUAUUAUCAUUUAUUUGUUCUUUCAUCAUCUCAAAAACAUCAAAUCUCGUAAAUUUUGGGUUUCAUAUCAAAUGUGAGGGUUUAUGUUGAACAUAUAUUUGUUUUUAACUCUGAUUUAUUAGAUUUGGAAAAACAAAUAAAUGAUAUGAAAAUCUCUCCAUUUGAUAUAACAUUUGAUGACUCUAAUAAGCGACAAUACUAUUUGGCUUAUGAGGAUUUACGUUUAACUGCAUCGGGACCAGAGCCGUUCUAUGAAGAUCCACGUUUGGGUUUACUUGCACCAUAUGUUGAAAAUCUUUUGUAAGUCUUUCCUCCGCAACCUGCAUAAUUGUUUAAUAAAUUGAUUUCUCCGAGAAUUGAAACAUAAACCUAUUAUUGUAGAAACAUUAAUGAACUCUUAGUCAAAUCACUGGAUUAAAAAGACUUCAACGUAGCAUAUAUCUGUUUUGCUAAUGAUUUGUCUUUACAGAUAGUGCAUCCACUUCUCUAAAACAAUUUGUUGAGGUUUUACGAAAAAUAAAUGAAGUUGAAAAGUUUAGCAAUUAUUAUGAGGAAAUUUGCAUUAUAUAUAGCUGGGAAACUCAAUAUGGUUUCAAGAGGCUGGGCUGCACUCAUAUUCUUAUAUACUAACCACCUGAAGAACCUAGAACGAUGGUAUAUAUGUAAUACUAACGAUUAAAUGCAAUUCCUCAAUAAUAUUUUUAAUAAAAAUCUUUCGAAAAAAUCUUAUCAAAUUUUUUUAAAUCAGGUUUAUGCGACAAACACGUGUGUGUGUGUGUUUUACCACUAACCAAUUCUUAAUCUAUCUAAAUUUUGUUUUCAAGAAUUUCAAUAAUAUAAUAUGCUACUUGAUUAUUGUUUUUCACUACAACUUACUCUUUUUAUCGAAAUAAAAUUAUCUUUAUCAGAAAGCUUUUUUAAUGUGGCUAUCUGUUUAAAUACACGCUAAACUAUUAUAAAUUUUAAUUUUUUAUUUAUAAGACACAUUAUAAACUAUGAUUUUUAUUUAACAUGCACAUGUUUUAUCAUAUCUAUAUCGACUUUUAUAAUAACGAAUAUGGAAAGAAAUUUUCACAAGAAAAAAAAAGAAGAAAUUUUCACCACGAGAUGGUGUACAAAUAUAGACCCAAACUUCUAUGUGUUGAAAGACUUUUGUUACAACUUACAACACACGGUUACAAGUUUUAAAAACAGAAAUGUUACUUGAAUAUGUGUUGUAUAAGCUAAAAAUGAUAAUAUGACCAGUUAAUUACUAUAACUCACAGAAAAUAGUUGCUUAGGUGGCCAGGGCUUAACACACCUAAAAUUCUAUGUAUUGAAAUAGACUUUUGUUACAACUUAUAACACAUGAUUACAAGUUUUAAAAACAAAAAUGUUACAUGAAUGUGUUGUAUAAGCUAAAAAUGAUAAUAUGACAGUUAGUUACUUUAACUCACAGAAAAGAGUUGCCUAGGUGGCCAGUGCUUUUAACACACCUAAAUGUUUGAAAAAUCAAUCGAUAUAUUUUCUUAAUUAAGAAAAAGAAAUUAAAAAACAACGAAUUAACUUCUCAAAAAUUACUGGCUUCCAGAAUCUGGUAAAAACUUUUUACUAUAUAAAUCAUCUCGAUCUAUCCAAAUUUUUUACUAAAUCAUCUUUGCUUCACAACACAAUAAACAAAACUAAACACUUUGAAUUACACAUUCACGGUACUUAUGGCAGCUCAAGUGUUAAAUAAAACUUAUAGGGCAUUCAUGAUUUUAACUUUAUUUACAAUGAUUUGUUCGAUACAAGUUUCUGAUUCAAUGCCAAGAGAUGUGUGUAUAAAAGAUUGUGUCAUAAAUCAAUGCAUGAAAGCAUCAAAAAAAGCAACUCCAGCAAUUUGUGACAACCCGUGCAAGAUCAUUUGUGAUCCAAUGAAUAAUGAGCGAUAUGUUACCCCUAGUCAAGGUUAUCGAAAUCCUGUAAAAAGGUUUUGUGAAACAUUUACUUGGAUAUGUCAGUAACUGGGAAAAUAUUUCUACAA